UGGCUCCCCGCGUUUCCUUUCACCUUCUCCGGGCACACAUCUCCGUGGGUCCGCGGCAGGCCGUGUCGGAGGAUGUGGAAAUAGAAGCUCAAAAAAGUGAGGCUCUCAAUUCGGAACGUUCGAGCGGAAGAGCGUCAGCGCAGCUGCGGAAGAGAAGCGUUCGCGUCUGGACCAGGGAGGUGGCUCUGAGGGCUUGUAAACAGACCAGAGCGAGCGGACGGACGAAGGCAUCACCAGAGCCGCUCCUCCAUCCUCGGCUCUGCUCUCGACGCAGCGAUGCUCGUUCGUCUCGAGGAUAAACGCUAAUCCGAGCCUCCGCCGCUCCGCUCCCGCGCACCUCAGCAUCAACGCCGCGGGCACUUCUCUGCGGCCGUCUCCAGCAGCAGCGCGAUGCCGUAGACUCAACAUGAAGCUGUAGCACCGCGGGCUCCAAUGGGAUAAGAUGCGGCGGCACCGUGUGUUCCUGCUCUGCACUGUGGGGCUGUGUGUCAUCUCCUUCCUGCACUACUACAAGGCCCUGCACUAUGUGUCCCUGCGUGAGCUCACGGCACCCUACCCCUUCAAGUCCUUCAUCCUGAGCACCGGCUUCUUCUGGAGGGAACGAGGGCUGGCCUCUACCCCACUCAGCCCCGCCUCCCCAGAAGAGCCCCCUCCACAGAGGAAGGAGCCCAGAGCGGAGGUGUCUCAGGGCACUGCGCUGGGCAUCCAGGGGGUGGCUGUGGGGGCGGGGGGCGAGCUGGUCAGUGUGGGGCUGGAGGUGAGGGUCAGGGAGCAGCCCGCACCACCACACCUAUGGGAGAAGCCUGAGGAGGGCCAGGCCGGAGACACCAAAAGGGAAAGAGCAGAGGACAAACCCGCCCGCCUGGUCCCUACACCUCCCAGACCCAAUGGCUUGUUAUUUCCUAAGGACAGCCUGUGGGACCCGGUGGAAGCCAUGGGGGACCUGCACAAGCGCCCGCACCAGCUCCAGGACGACCCCACGGCCUACUUUGCACACACCAAAGCUGGGGCUCUGUGCUUCAGGCAGGGCACAGAGGUGGCCACCCCUAAGGAGUCCCCUGGAAAAACAGGAGGUGCCAUAGCCAACAAUGCUGUGGACAGUACUCGAGUUGGUCAGCGGAAGCUGGCGGAGGUCCAGUCGUCCAACGCUCCGAGACCCAAAGCCAGAGGGCGGACCCCGGGCAAGCGCCUGGUAAAGUGUGUGUGUCGGCCCGGCUGGCACGGCCCUUACUGCGGCGUCCCAACCAUGGUGUACCACUCCAACCUGCCCACCAAGGAACGCCUCACCCCCCGUAGAGUCCCACGCAGAGUCAUCAAUGCCAUCAACAUCAACCACGAGUUUGACCUGCUGCACGCACGCUUCCACGAGCUCUCCCAGGCUGUCGACCUGUUCAUUGUGUGUGAAUCCAACUUCACCGCCUACGGAGAGAGGCGCCCCCUGGGAUUCCUUCAGCGUUUGCUUAACGGCACGUACGACUAUGUGCGUGAGAAGCUGCUGUACGUGUUCCUGGACCACUUCCCGGACGGUGGGCGUCAGGACGGGUGGAUUGCCGAUGAUUACCUGCGCACCUUCCUGACUCGGAAUGGCAUGUCUCGUGUACUCGGGCUACGGCCGGAUGACGUUUUUGUUAUCAAUGACGCUGACGAGAUCCCGGCGCGAGAGGGACUACUUUUCCUCAAGUUGUUCGACGGCUGGACCGAGCCCUUCGCCCUGCACAUGCGCAAGUCGCUGUACGGAUUCUUCUGGAAGCAGUUUGGCUCUCUAGAGGUGAUCUCGGGCUGCACGGUGGGCAUGCUGCGGGACGUGUACGACUCCGAUGGCAUCAAGCUGCGGCGCCGCGAGUACUACACCAUGCCCGGCUUCCGCAAGUACGAGAACGACACGGGCCACAUCCUGGUGCAGUGGGCCCUGGGCAGCCCCGUCCACUUCGCCGGCUGGCACUGUUCCUGGUGCUUCACUCCCGAGGGCAUUCACUUCAAACUGGUGUCGGCGCAGAACGGGGACUUCCCUCGCUGGGGGGACUACGAGGACAAGCGCGACCUGAACUACAUCCGGCAGCUGAUCCGCACGGGGGGCUGGUUUGACGGGUCCCUGCAGGAGUACCCACCCGCCGACCCCAAGGAGCACAUGUACGCCCCCAGGUACAUGCUGGACAAUUACAAACAGUACCGCUACCUCCUGGAGAACCCUUACAGCCAAGUGUCACAGAACGGAGGAGAGUGAAGCCUGCACAAACAUGAGGUGAUGUGAGCUGCAUUAAGAGGCUUGUUUGAGUAGUUUUGACUAGUUUGGUUUCAGUUACACUUCAGGUCUACAAUACUUAAAGCUGCACAGUGUAACUUUUCUAUUGGAGGUAUGCCUAGUUUCCAUGGAGAUCUUAUUGCUCUGCGAGGAGUGUUCCCCAGUAAAGCAUUAGCCAUUUCUCUCUAGAAGUCUGUCUAACUGUGUUACUAGCUUCAGGCAGAUUUAACACCGUGUCCCAACAGCAAUCUGACCAGAACUGAAGAAGCCACUCUUCACUCGAAAACUUGUGACCAGUUGACAGAAUUACAUUUUUUGCUACAUUUCUGUCUAGCAUUAGUUUAAUUAUAGUUGUUUUAUUGCUCAAAAAUAUAUUAAAAAAAGUUGCAUUCUUACGGUUAGUGGGGUCGCCUCUCCACAGAUAUGACCUUGCUUUAUCUCCUUAUAGGUACAUUUAAUGCCGGAUUGUGGAACACUUGAAUUUUAAAAUCUUAAAGGCACUGUGCCAGAUUUUUACUGUCCCAAAAACAUGACAAACAGAACUAGUUCAUUUGAACUGUUUGCAGUGGUCCAAAGUUAUUCCUCUCUUAAACCAGAGCAUUGUUUGUUUGAGAGCACACAACAGACUUAUUUUGAAAAUCUGCUCUGGGGCUAGGUACCUUUUCCUCAAAUACAUGGGAAAAAUUAGGUAAAGGGCCUUUAAUAUGGGUACUGGCAGUAUUUUAAAAAAUUAAGUAGGAAAUCUAGUCAGAACUACUCAAAAAAUACAAGAGACUCCUGUAGAUCCACCUCUCACAUUACGUCCACCCUGAUCCUCCUCCCUUUGACAUGCACUGGAUACAGACCUGUCUUGUUCUAGCCCUGAUGCCCUCCUGGACGUCUUCCUGUCAUGUCCAACCGCCCACACACACACGCACACACACACGCACACACGCACACACUCACUGCCAAUGUCCUGGAGCUCCUGUCUGCAGUGUCUCCGUUGUCCAUGCUGAGGGCGGGUCAGACACAGGGACAGACUUCAAUGACGCAGUACAGCGAUGGGAAGUUCUGUCAUUUUUUUACACAAUAAAGUACAGCAAAAAAGGAACUUCUACAACUAUCCAAAUGACUUGAAUGUUUUUGUAUUUCAGUGGUUUCUGAGACCAGGUCAAAGGGCAUAGACUGUAUAUAGAAGUGGACUGAGGGACGCCAUAUUCUUCGGCUCCAGCCAAGGCUAACAGUUUUAGAGGCUAAUUUUGAGUUCCGUAUUUGGAAAUCCAAUCAGAAGCGAAGUUGUUGAAGGUACUUGUCAUCCCUUUUGCCCACACUGCUGGUUCUGGCAGGGGGUGGGCACUUAGUAACAAGGCACAAUAGUUGUUGAUCAAACGUGUUUGAUGUGAACAGUUUAAGGUCAAAAUAAUGAGCCUGACAGCAGCAGUUGCAGAGAGAGGGGCCACAGUUUUUCAACAGAAAAUGAACUGGAGCCAGAGCCGAAUGAGCUAAAUGCCCGUGUUCACUUUCUGUUUAGAAUCCGGUGGCUAGUGGCUUAAUUAUGUCCACUCUAUGUCUCUAUGUCCAGUCUAUGGGGAGUGCAGUCUAAGCAGAGAUGUCUAACAUGUCCUGAGUCCUUUGACAUAGAGGAGCAGCAGCUCUACUCCGAGUUCGUCCCAGGUAACUGAACUAGGAAGCUCCCAGCCGGUCACCCUGAGCAGGAAACUCAUUUGAAUCACAUAUAUUCGACAUCUUUUUCAGUCAACACUCAAGAAUGUAUGUGGAAAAUCAACUCACUUUGCUGGUGCAUUGUGUAACUUAUUUUAUUUUCUUGCUUUGCCUGGAAUGUUCCGCAAUAUGACGAUAAACAUAAUAUCUUGCAUACUUAUUGUUGAUAUCACCUGCUUUUUACCAUGGAGAUAGAUACACGUCAUGCCAUAUUAUUGAACAUUCCAGAAAAAGCAAUGGCUUCUCUAUACAGACCAGGAGAUGUCAGACCAUCACCCAGAAAAGUUAGAUGUUGAAUUCAAGUCAUUUGAAUAGGACAUUUUUUCCUUUUUUGCGGUGCUUGUUGGAGUGUUCUGAAGCGUACAGUCCACUCAGGGCAGGGCCUUCUCCUCUUACUCAGAUAGAUCACCGAAGAAAAAAAAAAAAAAACAGUUUGAAACUGAGCAAUAUUCAAACAUUUGACUGCAGCAGGGUGAGAUUUGUCCAUGUUUUUUUCUUUUUCUUUUUUUUUUGAGUCGUUGGUGAUUGAUUCAACAGGCCAUGAAACUACCUGCAGCCUUCUCUGUAGUUUCGAGAUACAGGCAUCGCAUUGUCCCCAGAGCUCUUAGUGGAACUGGGUAUGUCUCGGAUAACAGCCGAAGCCCAAGUGGCAGAAAGUCAACACCUCACUGGAUCCUCUGUCUUCGUUACAAAGUUCUUUCAGCCCAAAUCCCACCCCUGCAGCUGGGGAAAGAUGAUCCACAAACACUCCACAGCCCCAUUCACACACAGGUCCCCGGAUCAUCAGCACGACACAGCCCCAUUCACACACAGGUCCCCGCAUCAUCAGCACGACACAGCCCCAUUCACACACAGGUCCCCGCAUCAUCAGCACGACACAGCCCCCUUCACACACAGGUCCCCGGAUCAUCAGCACGACACAGCCCCCUUCACACACAGGUCCCCGCAUCAUCAGCACGACACAGCCCCAUUCACACACAGGUCCCCGCAUCAUCAGCACGACACAGCCCCAUUCACACACAGGUCCCCGCAUCAUCAGCACGACACAGCCCCAUUCACACACAGGUCCCCAGAUCAUCAGCACGACACAGCCCCCUUCACACACAGGUCCCCGCAUCAUCAGCACGACACAGCCCCCUUCACACACAGGUCCCCGGAUCAUCAGCACGACACAGCCCCAUUCACACACAGGUCCCCGGAUCAUCAGCACGACACAGCCCCAUUCACACACAGGUCCCCGGAUCAUCAGCACGACACAGCCCCCUUCACACACAGGUCCCCGCAUCAUCAGCACGACACAGCCCCAUUCACACACAGGUCCCCGGAUCAUCAGCACGACACAGCCCCAUUCACACACAGGUCCCCGGAUCAUCAGCACGACACAGCCCCCUUCACACACAGGUCCCCGCAUCAUCAGCACGACACAGCCCCAUUCACACACAGGUCCCCGGAUCAUCAGCACGACACAGCCCCAUUCACACCCAGGUCCCCGGAUCAUCAGCACGACACAGCCCCAUUCACACACAGGUCCCCGGAUCAUCAGCACGACACAGCCCCCUUCACACACAGGUCCCUGCAUCAUCAGCACGACACAGCCCCAUUCACACACAGGUCCCCAGAUCAUCAACGAGAUACAGCCCCAUUCACACAUAAGUCCCUGGCUCAUCAUCACGACACAGCCCCAUUCACACACAGGUUCCCGAAAACUGCAGAGAACAAAGUGACAGAAUGCCAGAAUGAGCACACUGCACAUCAUUUAAGAUAAAGGAAAAUGUAACCAUGUAGCAUAACCAGGAAACUAUGCCGGUAACCAAGGAAACCAAGUAGUGGUAUUGACAAUUUCACAUAUGCAGGAGAAUCUUUGCUUUGUUCACACAUGACCCUGCUCUGGCAGAAAGCAGGUAAAUUUCGGGUCAGACUGCAUGUGUGAAUGGGGUUUAAUGUUAACGUGCAUUUAUUUUGGGAGACAUGCUGAACUCGAAUUCCAUCCAACCAAAGACAGAAGCUAGUUUUAACCUAGCGUUGGGCUACAGAGAGGUCAGAGGUUAAAUGGCUGAACCAGUAGGUUGAGUUCACAACAUUGUGACGAUUUGAGAUGGAGAACAGAGGCCUAUAGAACGCUUUGAACAUUUGUGGAUCAUAGGUUUAAUCUUAUUCUUUGUUUGGAUUACACAAACUUGUUAUUUUAGUCAUAUUAAUCAAGUCAUUUCAGCUGACAUCUGACAUCUUUGGGAUUAUAUAUAUAUUACCAUUUCUUUUUGAAGCUGGCCUGUUAUUCAAAAUGUUUUUCAGAGCUUUUAACCAUGUUAUAGUUCACCGUUUAGUCACCCAAAGUUGUAUCUGAGUUAAAUGUGAAUGUUUGGUCUAUCUUUAAUCACUUAUUUUUAAGAUGCCAUAUUGCUGUUUCUCUGUUUUCACCUGUAAAAUCCCGCUGUGACAUACACACUUCAUUCUCCAGUUUUAUUUUCUUAAUCAGUGAUUCGCUACAAUUCAGUAGUGUCAUGUAGUCAUUUGGCAUUUUUUUCAUAUGCUUCUCACUAGUGUGUUUUGCACCAUCGGAGAUGGUAACAGCUCUUACUUUCACAAGCUGCUCCCAUGGGCAUUGGGUUUUCUAACCAUGAACAUCAGCACACUUUCUUUUGUUAAAUUUUUUGAGAUCAGUAUUGUGAUUCAAAAUGUGCAAAUUAUACAAUGAUCUGACCUGUAAUUUGUUCUGGUUUAAAGCCAUAUUGUGAAAUAUUCAUGGCAAAACAGUGGAAACAACAUAAUGAAUGCACCGUUAUUUUUGCUUAAACCUUAAAACAGUUUAAAAAAAAAAAAAAGGUGCAAAUCCCACCAAAGAAUUCUGGCCUGUCCUCCAUCUCUAUUUGAAAACUAUGGGCAGAUUAGAAUGUUGUGAUGUAUGUGUAUGUGAACCCAACCUAUUAGAAUUGCUCAAUGUUUUGAAUUAUUAUUUUUGUAUUUGUUUUUUGCACUAUUUUCUGUGAUGUCAAUCCUCACCAAUGUAGUCUUUUCUGUGUGUGGGGUCUUUCGUUUUUCUGAAGCCACAGGCAGCUUGUUUAGGGGUCCGAGUGAAGAGUGAGGAGUGAGGAGUGAGGUGCACUGUGCGGCGCAGAGUAAACCCUCAGUCAGCCACUAGAGGGCGCAUCUCACCGUUAUCAAACCAACCCUGCUUACUCCCCCUGUGUUCUUCCACUCUAUCUGACACAGUGUAUAGUAAUGGAGUAAUGUGGUGUGUAGGGCACAGGGAAGGGUAGGGCUGUUGGCCACAUGGCUCAAGCAGAAGAACUACAACUACUACCAGUACUACUACUACUACUACUACUAAAGUAACAAAUUACAUUAAGGCUAACUAGGAAGGACUUAAAUUCAUACUAAUGUUAAAAAUGCACUAUGUAAUUUUUCUGAUGGUGGGGUUGUCUGUCACCUGCUCAUCUCCAUGGAGAUGUUGUUGCGUUAUCAGUUUUAUCUGUCUCACACUGGUUUGGUGGCAGAUGUUUUUAUUGGUAACAAUAGAUAAUCAAAUACUAAUGUGAGCAAGCUUGCCACUCCACAGAUCUGCUGAAGAGAAGUUAAACACCGUGCUGCGGAACAUUCUAGAUAAAGCAAUAGUAUAUUUAUGCAGGUGGUGGACCUUCCUAUGGGAAUUCCUAUCUUACAUACAUAACCCAACUCUUAACUCAGCACUUAACUCUCCGCUUACAUUUGUGAUGAGAUUUUAAAUGAAUAUUUCCAAUUCACAUUAUACUGAGUAACUGAGACCACACCUGGACAAAAAUGGGGCUUUGCAUACAGAAAUUACUCAAAAGUUUAAAAAGUAUUUGGAAAAAAAACUGUUACUUAAGUAAUUAUAACUACUGGACAUAACAUAACACAUAACAUAUGAUUUAUAACUUUAAGUUAAUAUAAUUAGAAGUACAACAUUGAAAUACUUCACAAAAUGUGUUAUUUUCAAAGAAUAGACACAAAACUGAGACUAACUAAAUCAUAUCUGAAGGAGCAGUGCAAGAAACACACAUCAUCAAUCAAUCAUUUCAGUCAUUUACUCAAGUAAGAGUACUAUUUUACUGUACAAUAUAUUACUCAAGUAGGAUUAAAAAUGUGCCAUCUGAAAACUACUCCAAAAGUACAUUUGUACUAAAUGAUUACUCAAGAAAUGUACUUGGGUAAGUACUUGCAUAUCCAAUAGUACAUACUUUCAGCUAUAUCACUUUUAAUAUGUUUGUCAUUUUAACAAGAAUUAUGUUAUUUGAAAUAAAACUCUGCUGUUUGAUUUGGUUCCGCCUCUGUACCACAGCGCCCUCUACUGUGGCUCAGUACUGCCCCGGGUUUAUUCUGUGUGAAUCUCUGGAAUGCACCUUACUAAGAGAGAAGCAUUUUAUAUGUAACAUAAUGAAUAUUUAUAUGACUCUUUGUGUAUUGUUUCAUGUCUGACACUUUCUUCUUGUUUAGACCUGUGAUUUCUGGACAUCAUUUGCGUCAUCACAUUUUGCACUUGUUUCAAUGUUGUUGAAUUUCUUUUUUUUUUUUUACUAAAAGAAAAAGACUUUAAAUGUUUUUAUUAUGAUUUUUAAAGUGAAAAUUUCACUUUUUAAAUAUUAAGUACAAGUAUUUUUAAGCCCUCAAAUUCAACAGUUGUAAAAUAUUCGCAGCAAAGACAUAAGCAUCAAUCAUGUGUGAUUGAAGGGGACAGAUGCUGUUUUCCUAUUGGCCUUUCUCUUCUGUGGGUGGGACUUAUAGUAAAGGACUCAAAGAGAUGAGAUUUGGAUUAGGCCAAUUCUGACCAAUCAGAUCAGCUCCGUGGUUCAACUUCCUGGUUGUACAUUAGAUCGACUCACUUUGGAUGUAUUGCUUGUACGUUGGCAUCUUGACUCUUCACUGCAAAUUUUGAAUCAUAUUGAAAACAUUUACUUAAAAUAACAUCAAUUGAAAUUCAGAAUAAAAACAAUUCAAACAACUGAAAGUGAGAAAUUCAAUAGCAUUUCAAACUCCAAAUGUGAUGACACAAAUGCUCCUCCAUAUUUCAGUUUUGUUGUACAGACUUUGGCCCUGCACAUGCACUGAUGGGAGUGGACUGUGAAAUUCUUCAUAUUUGACUCUUGGCUCUGAUGAUCUGUAAUGUUAACACAUAACCUGGACACCAAUCAACAGCAGAGCGCCCCCUGUGGAUCGCUGACUGUACUUUUCUAAUGGGAAUGAAGAUGGUAAGACUGUCUUGUUCACUUCUGAAUGGCAUCAUUAAAUUAUUUUACAUUUUUAAA
This is a messenger RNA of Boleophthalmus pectinirostris (great blue-spotted mudskipper), 9204 nucleotides long. Its product is annotated as beta-1,4-mannosyl-glycoprotein 4-beta-N-acetylglucosaminyltransferase-like. Gene Ontology annotation, biological process: protein N-linked glycosylation; N-acetylglucosamine metabolic process. The transcript has 5 exons. Gene Ontology annotation, molecular function: beta-1,4-mannosylglycoprotein 4-beta-N-acetylglucosaminyltransferase activity. Lineage: Eukaryota; Metazoa; Chordata; Actinopteri; Gobiiformes; Gobiidae. Bases 443 to 2224 code for a protein of 593 amino acids. Gene Ontology annotation, cellular component: membrane. The record is from RefSeq and is a predicted model, not a curated record.